AAGAGGGUCGGGGGAGAGAAUCUACAAGCGUAUUCGUAGGUGUGCCAUGUACACACACGGAACCUACCAAAGUUAGAAGGAGAACAACGGAGAAGAGGAACAAAUACUUUGGCACAGCAUAUCAAGCGGAAGAAGGAUAGAGAAAUGUUGAUGGAGAGAGAGAGAGAGAGAGAGAAACUUUUGUCAGAAGUACCGAGAGAGAUAAUAAUAUAUAAAAGUAUGCGUAGAACCGGGACAGAGAUGAAGCGAGAGAGCAAGAGUGAAACACGUAUAGACACAAAACGAAUGAUGCCUAUGGUAAGAUGAAGAGAGAGAGACUCUUCCCCAUAAUACACGUACACGUUCUGGUCCCUUAUCCCUUGUAUGUGCAAAGGGGGUUUCGAGAGGCCAGCAACGGUGGAGCCACGACGACAACGAGCCACAACCAGGACGGCUAACACGACUACUACGACACCGCGUGGGGGUUGCACGAAGACCCCCUGGUGGGGUUCUGGCUCCCGACCCCACAGUCCCCCACUGGAAAUGAUAUCAGUCGCGACUCGGUCGAGGGAGCCCCAGCACGUGUCGUACCCCUCGCAGAGCGAGCCCGUUUGCUUGCUCUAUUGUCCACUUGUUCUAGAUUCACGUUCGUAUACGAUUUUUCUAUCGGUCUAUGUUUUCAUUAAGAUACGUCUGUUUCGGGGAACGUUAAAGGGUGUACGAUUGUCGUGUAACAGGAACAAGAGAAACAGAAAUACUUGACACUGUGCUGUUUUUAAUUUACAUUGAUUUAUAUCGUUGGCCAAACGAGAAGAAACUACAGAAGUAUCCUAACAAUGGGCGAGAAGACGUUCAAUCUUACUUGGAACAAUCAUCUGGCGAACCUGUCUGGAUUGUUUGAAGGACUCUACAAAAGUGGUUCUUUGACUGACACAACGUUAGCUUGUCAAGGUGGAAUGUUAAGGGCGCAUAGAUUAGUUUUGGCAGCGUGUAGCCCUUAUUUUGAAAGGGUAUUUAAGGAACACUAUGGUGAACAGCCAAUUCUGAUUUUAAAAGGGGUUGCAGUAGAAGAAAUGGAAUGUCUACUAGAUUUCAUGUAUCGAGGGUCUAUUGAUAUCGCUGAAGAACACUUGCCAUCAUUGAUUAAAACCGCGACGGAUCUGGAGAUCCGAGGUCUUUCCGGCGACCAAAGGAACCAGGAGAACAAUCGUAGCCCUUACACGAGGGUUGAAACACGAAUGCAAAGAUGCCAUAUAGAAACGAGAGUCCACACGACCGAGUACAUUAAGGAACCAUCCGUGAUUCCAUUUUUACCGAAACAGUCUUCCGUGGAAUCGUUGGAGGAUCACAUUAAAAUGGAGGAGAUCGAAGUUGAAGACGAUCCGAUGGUGAUCGACGGGCACGACGAUGCUUUCGACGAGCCCUUACGAUCUUCGGAAACUCAAAUCAGGCGUAUGCCACCGCCGAUGUACAAACGGGAGACAAGAUUCAAAGGUCAGAAAAGGGUUUCUGUCGGACGUUCAACGAGAAACAAUGAUCCACUGGAGAUCAAACCAAGAGAUCGUAUCCUGUUAAAAGAGAACGCGACGAGGGACGAGAAUUACGAUGAUUCGUCGAACGUGGUUAAAUCCGAACUGAAUUUCAAUAAUGGCUCCUCAGAUCCUACGGUACCGGACAUUCAGAUGAACGACGACUUACAAGAACGAGAUGAGAGUCUGGAGUCUUCGAAGGGUACGGAUGAUAGUUCCAGGUUAACGAUCAAGAAGAAAAGUGAUCUUUCGUCGAAAAGGUUGAACGAAGGGAAAGAAACGAGACCGAUACUGCCUAAAUCUGAGAAAGCUCAAUAUAAACCUUUCUCCUGUGACUUAUGCACUUUAGCAUUUACGAGAGCUUCUCAUUUAGCUAGACACAGAAGAGUUCACACGGGUGAAAGACCGUUCGCAUGUAAUAUUUGUCCGCGUAUGUUUGCCAGACAGGAUAAAUUGAAACAACAUUUGGACUCUCAUUUACAAUGGCCGAAGAGAAAGAACAGUUUGUCCAGCUCGAGUUGUCAUUCAUCUUCGUCUGUACCUACCAAAGGAAAAAGGGGUAGACCACGAAAGGUAAAUUUAGAACAAUCAGCGAUGGAAGAAAUUUUACAAUUUGGUGAAUUCAGUUCUCUCCUGAACAAGUCUCAUUCAACGAAUUCGACUGAUAAGAACGAAGAUUUUCUUUCUGUCAAAAAUGAAAGGACAAUGAAAGAUCCAGAAGAAGAUGAUACUGCAGAAGAUAAAAACGAGAACAAAGAGAAAGACUCGAACAAGGAUAAAGAUAACUAUGGUUGUCAAGUGGAGAAUGGUCAAGAUAUUGUCUAACUAAAUUCUUGACCUUAUUUAUUUAUUUCUUCUCCAUAAUUUCAUAACAGAUAUUUUUCUAUGAGCAUAAAGAUCCCAUAGUUAGAUAAUCAUUCGAUGACAGGUACUGUUUUCAAUAUUAUUCUAAUUGAAUAUUCUUUUAAGAAAUUGAUUAUCAUAGCUUUCAACUGUUAAUCAAUUAAUUUGUGUGCAAUAUUUUUUAAUUCUUAGUAUUCUUAAGCUUUUGGAAAUUGUUUGAAGAUUGCAUAUUGGAUAUUUAUGAUAAUUGAAUGAUUUGACAUGAUUUGACACAGUCAACACGAAUACAUGAAAUGAAUUGUUAUGAUGCGAAUUGUUAUGAAAGCUAUUGUUAAUGGGAGUUAGCAAGUUCGUUGAUUUUUUAUCUGUUUAAUUUUCACGUACUUUGCAAUCGUGUCAUCGAGAAACUAAUUAAUAGGCUGCAGUUAUAACAAUAGUAAAAGUUAUGAAAAAUAAUGAUUUCUGCCUUUAAAUCUCUAAAUCGAUCUCGUCGCAGAUGCGAAAUUUUAUACCAAAUAAUUUGUUUCCUAUUUAUUUAUUUAUUGAUGUAUUCAAGGUAUCUUUGUUGUAGGCUCGACAGAAAGUUUUUCGAAAGAGUACCUGAACCACCCGGUGUUAUUUAACCGAAAGGGUGAAUACAGGUAAUGUAAAGAAUAAUAAAAAGAAACCUUAUCGAGAAAGAUUGUGUAGGUACUGAUAAAUCGAAUUCUACGAUGAUUUACCGUCGCUUAAACGGUAUCGAACGAUAAGAUUAGGGAAGAAAGUUUAAGUUGAAAACUCGACCAAAUUACUUAAUCUUGAAGACUGCGGUAUAGUUUGCAUUGUGUAUAUUAUAAAUUCUCCUAAGCAUAAUUCUUUGAAAAAAAAAAAAAAAUCUAAAAUUA
Osmia lignaria (orchard mason bee) is the source of this 3235-nucleotide messenger RNA. NCBI's taxonomy places the organism in Eukaryota, Metazoa, Arthropoda, Insecta, Hymenoptera, Megachilidae. The record is from RefSeq and is a predicted model, not a curated record.